Messenger RNA from Humulus lupulus (European hop), 1203 nucleotides. RefSeq lists its product as uncharacterized. NCBI's taxonomy places the organism in Eukaryota, Viridiplantae, Streptophyta, Magnoliopsida, Rosales, Cannabaceae. The record is from RefSeq and is a predicted model, not a curated record. The coding region runs from base 1 to 1203 and encodes 400 amino acids. The transcript is spliced from 4 exons.
AUGUUCCUGGAACGAUAUUUUCCAGCAUCUAAAGUUGGAAGCAUAAGGAAAGAGAUCUGCGGAUUACAAUCACUAGAUAGGAGUAUGAUUGAUGGAGCCAGUGAGGGUGCACUAGUUGAUAAGACUCAUGCUGCAGCCAGGAGCUUGAUUUCUAAUAUGGAUGCUAACUCACAACAGUUUGGCAUUCGCCAAGAUCCUACUCCACCACCCAAAUCAGCUAAUGAAGUGAACACCUCUAAUGCUAAUCAACUUGGUCAACAAUUGGCCCAAUUAACUUCAGUGCAAAUGACCCAAGCUUCCAUCAAAAGUUUGGAGAAUCAGGUGGAACAACUAGCAACAUCAUAUAACAGUGGGAAGCAAUAUGAUCCACCCAUUCCUCCAAUGCCUAUUAAAUUGUCAUCCAAGCCACAAGUUGAUUGCUCAGUUGAUGAAGAUGUGCCUCCAAAGCCAACCGACCCUACACAACCAACCCCUAAGCCUACUUUUGUCACCCCACCUCCUUUUCCAAGCAGGCUGAAGAAGACUAAAAAGGAUGAGGUUGACAAGGAAAUUCUUGAUACAUUCCGCAAGGUAGAAGUGAAUAUUCCUCUUCUUGACGCUAUUAAACAAGUGCCGCGCUAUGCCAAGUUUUUGAAAGAUUUGUGCACUAAUAAGCAUAAGUUGAGGUGUAAUGAAAAAGAUAGCGUGGGGGAGAAUGUUUCUGCAGGUCUGCAAAAGAAGCUUCCACCAAAGUGUAAGGAUCCUGCUACUUUUACAAUCCCUUGCACUAUUGGUAAUAAAAGAAUUGAGCGUUGUCUGUUGGAUUUGGGAGCCUCUAUAAAUGUCAUGCCAUUCUCCAUUUAUACUUCAUUGAAUCUCGAUCCACUUGAAGAAACAGGGGCGGUUAUUCAACUUGCUGAUAGGUCGAAUGCUUAUCAUAGGGGUGUAAUAGAAGAUGUUUUAGUUCAAGUGAAUGAAUUGGUGUUUCUAGCUGAUUUUUAUGUUCUUGAUAUGGAAGAUGAAUCUAUUCCAUGCUCCAUUCCAAUUUUGUUGGGAAAAACAUUCAUGAAAACUGCAAGAACUAAGUUUGAUGUGCAUGACAGUACAUUGACCAUGGAAUUUGAUGGGGAGACAAUUCGAUUCAAUAUUUUUGAGGCUAUGAGGUAUCCAAGUGAUGUACAUGCUAUUUACUCUCUUGAUGUGUUGGAUAUUCUUUCUCAAUGA